Molecule: messenger RNA, 2070 nt
Organism: Soboliphyme baturini
Lineage: Eukaryota; Metazoa; Nematoda; Enoplea; Dioctophymatida; Soboliphymatidae
Source: the annotation of a GenBank genome assembly
AUGCUCGAUCGGGCGAUGGCUUUGCCUUCAUGGGUGAACUUGCGAAUCAGCGCUUGUUGCAAUCAGGGUGGACGGAAGCACAUGGAGGACCGAGUGUCAAUUCACUGCCAAAGAGAUGAUGACGGUGAAAUCGAAUACAUCUUCAUGGGUGUUUUCGACGGACACGGUGGGGCGGAUGCCAGUCAGUUUGCCAAGACUCAUCUCCGAGAGAACAUCAUCAACCAGCAGGGUUUUUGGUCCGCUGACGAUGACGAAGUACUCUCGGCGAUUAAGAACGGCUUCGUUCAGACGCACAAUGAUAUGUGGAAGGUCGUAGAAAAAUGGCCUAAAACAGCGUCGGGUUUUACGAGCACCUCUGGGACCACGGCUACAAUCGCUUUCAUAAAAAAUGGAAAGUUGUACACUGGCCACGUGGGAGACUCGGCGAUUGCGUUAGGGACGAGGCGACCCGAUGGCACAAUCGGCGGAACUCGUCUCACCGUGGAUCAUAAACCUGACACUCCAGGCGAACAAAAACGGAUUUAUGAUCUGGGAGGUGAAAUAAUGACGAAAGCGGGUGUGAUGCGGGUUGUUUGGAUACGACCAACGAGAGGUCAUCAGGGACCAAUCCGAAGGUCGACCGAAAUAGAGAAAAUUCCGUUUCUUGCGGUAGCAAGGGCUUUAGGAGAUUUAUGGUCAUACAAUUCGAUGAGGGACGACUUUGUAGUUAGUCCGAUUCCGGAUGUCAGUGUACUGCCGCUGAACGUGGAAGACGUCUGCCUUGUUAUUGGCUCUGACGGUCUUUGGAACGUCCUCAACUGUCAAAACGCGAUUGAUAUAGUAAAUUCUCAUGAAUGGAAAGAAAUAGAGCAAUGUCCAAUGGAGAAUCCGAGAAACGGCCUGCAGACAAAUCAUGCCAGAUGGAUCGCACGACAUGCGUUGAUCCGUUGGGGCAGUGCUAGAGCGGACAACGUCAGUGUCAUCGUCGUGCUCUUUGACAUGGCUUCGCCUAUGAUAGAGCACGACUCGAACGCGACAAUAUGUGAGGACCGCAACUUAGACAUUGAGAAGGCGCUGGUUGACUCCGCAUCGGCUGCCAUAGCGAUUUCGGCUAAGACUACGGCUGCCUUAUUGACGAAGCCAGUCGAGCUUAUUUACUAUGGCAUCGUCGAGUCGUUCGACCAAAGCCAAGACUUUGUGGCGACGAAGAUGAAGGAAAACGGGACGUUUAUGCCAUCAUCCUUCUUCAGCGGCCCUGGAUAUACCCUGCACGGCGAGGAGGUGUUGGCUUUCCGCCAGAAAGAAGGCAAAGACUCUCACGUGGACGAAUCAGAGAAAGAGAAUAAGCACGACAGGACUGCGACGCUGGAAAUCAGUCGAACUUCAUUAUCAAAUCGCUGGUAUAACGGAAGUUGGAGGGCACAAAAAAUGUCGCAUUGCACCACAAGCACCAGUUCCUUAAUAGGAACUCAAGAAGACGUGGUGGAAGUAAUUGGAAAUGACACGGAAUGUUUAGCGUCGAUGACUAGUGACGGCGGUCAACAGACAUUUUCUGUAGCAUCCUCCUCUUCUUCUUCAUCUUCUUCCUCAUCUUCGUCUUUUCGCUACUGCACCCGGCUGAAGUGCAAAACCUUGACUCGCAUGCGGACCCAGUCCUUGUCGGUCGAACUUCCUGCUGCAUCACCGAAACUCCGGCACUGCUACAAAUUCAAGCACUUAAACAGUAUAAACAGAUCGAAGAUGAUCAUUCAUAAGUUGAGAAACGGGUCGCUGCACGAAAGUACGCGGCACAGCUGUCUAUCGUCCUUCGCCAGGUCUACUAAAUUUAAACGGUCGAGAAGCUGGCAGCAUGGCACGAAGACCGCGGCGCGCUCCUCCUACCUCAUAAGCAGUCUUAACUUAGAGACGACCUGUUCCAGGCGCCUGAAAAACGACUACUGCGUCGGUUGCUCAAAUAGUUCGAACUCAGGGUUUCAGCUGGCCGCCAAAUGUCCACUGGACAGAAAAAGGCACGCACUUACCGAUCCCAAGCACUUUCCAAAAAAACGAAAGUUUUCGGAGGAACGCGAUUUGAAUUGCAGUCAGUCGUAG